GGUCGAAUUUUCUGGAAGCCACGCCCAGUGCCUCGUAGACCCAUUUUGUGUCAAUUUAAUUCAUAAGAAACCAAGAAACACUGCACUCGUCCCAAAUACAUAUCAUACCGUUUGCCCCCGUAUCUGAUCUUUACUUUCUUUGAGGCAUAUUCGCAAACACUUGGCGAUGGCGGAAGAUGGCAUCGUCACGCUCUACAACACCACCGUCAUCACCGAUCCCAAGCAGAACCCAUAUUCAUUCAAGGUCGGAGUUGCCCAAACCCUGCGCGGAGGAGCCAUUCUCCAAGUAUCGAACCCACAGGAAGCCAAGAUCGCCGAAGAAGCAGGGGCAUGCGCCAUCACCAUUUCGGAGCCACCCCGCUCCGGCAUUUCCCGCAUGAUCGAUCCUUCCCUCGUCAAAGACAUCAAGCGCGUGGUGUCAAUUCCCGUUCUGUCGCGUGUCCGCGUUGGCCAUUUCGUGGAAGCGCAGAUACUCGAAGCCGUCGGCGUUGAUUACAUCGACGAAAGCGAGGUUCUUGGUAUGGCAGAUGAUAGAAACCACAUCAACAAGCACAACUUCCGAUGCCCUUUUGUGUGUGGGGCCCGAAACCUCGGCGAGGCCUUGCGGAGGAUCAGGGAAGGUGGAGCCAUGAUAAGGAUUCAAGGAGAUUUGGUGGGUUCUGGGAAUAUUGCUGAAACUGUCAAGAACGUGAGGUCUUUGAUGGGGGAAGUGAGGGUUUUGAGUAACAUGGAUGAUGAUGAGGUUUUCGCGUUCUCCAAGAAGAUUGAGGCUCCUUACGAUCUUGUGGUGCAAACCAAGCAAAUGGGUAGGCUUCCCGUUGUUCAAUUCGCUGCUGGUGGUAUUGUGACUCCUCCGGAUGCAGCGUUGAUGAUGCAGCUUGGGUGUCAUGGGGUGUUUGUUGGAUACGAGGUUUUUCAAUGUGAGGAUCCUUUCAAGCGUGUUAGGGGUAUAAUUCAGGCUGUCAGGCACUACAAUGAUCCUCACGUGUUGAUUCAAACUAGCUGUAGUUUGAAUGAGGCCAUGGGAGGCCUCAAUCUUGGUGAUGACAGGAUUGAGAAUGAGCCAUUUGGCGGGGGUUCUUCUUAGGUUCACUAGUUAGUAGUUAGUAGUCCUGUAUUCUACUGCUCUUUUUCUGUUAUACAACAUAUAAAUUUGUAUCUCUGAGGAUUACAUAUGUGGUUGAGUAUAUGAUAUGAAUCUCUUUUUUUCUGAUAGUAUAUGGAAUUUGCUUCGUU
Messenger RNA from Abrus precatorius (Indian licorice), 1236 nucleotides. RefSeq names its product pyridoxal 5'-phosphate synthase-like subunit PDX1.2. Gene Ontology annotation, molecular function: amine-lyase activity. Bases 167 to 1087 code for a protein of 306 amino acids. The transcript has a single exon. The record is from RefSeq and is a predicted model, not a curated record. Gene Ontology annotation, biological process: amino acid metabolic process; pyridoxal 5'-phosphate biosynthetic process; pyridoxine biosynthetic process. NCBI's taxonomy places the organism in Eukaryota, Viridiplantae, Streptophyta, Magnoliopsida, Fabales, Fabaceae.